UGAACAGAUUAAAACUGUGACGGAACAGAAUAUGAAAUAUGGCAGCAGCCUCAGUUCUACUGAGCGUCAAAAGACAACACUUUUGAUGGAAAAUACUUUCAUUGAGAAAAACUUAAGUGGAAAUGAGAAUGGUACUUACCUUGGUCUGGAUCUUGGUGGCACCAACCUGCGUCUGUUCCGGGUGAAGUUUGUUAAUGGUAAGGCAGACACCUGUCUAAAAUAUUACAAGAUGCCAGCAGAAUGCUUUAAGGGUUCCAGUCUUCAGGUAUUUGAAUUUAUGGCUGACUGUAUCAAAGAAUUUCUAACUUAUGAUAACCUUGAUAAUUGUGGACGUCUGCCAUUGGGCUUCACAUUUUCAUUUCCCUCAACGAAGAAGAGUCUGACCGAUGUGGAACUGAUUAUCUGGACGAAAACCUUCAAAUGCACCGAUGGCCCUGGAAUGAAUGUUGGUCAAACACUUGAAGACUGCUUGAAGAGAAAGAAUAUUCCAGUUGAUUUGGUGGCAAUAAUAAGUGAUGUUACAGCCGCCUUGGUCGCUGGUCACUACUUGGACAAGCAGAGUUGUAUUGGACUCAUACUUGGAACUGGCUGUAAUGUCUGCUACAUAGAAAAUGUUAAAUCCAUCGAGAAAUGGCAAAGUGAGACUGACAAAUCAAAAAAGGUCAUCAUCAAUAUUGAAUGGGGAGGUCUGUCUGAUACUGGAUGCCUGAGUUUCAUCCAAAAUGAAUUCGACUACGAAGUAGAUAAACUUUCCAACCAUGUUAACUCGUUCACAUUUGAGAAGAUGUUUUCAGGCCUUUAUCUCGGUGAAUUGGUGCGGCAGGUUUUGGCCGACCUGACAAAGAAGAAAAUCCUGUUUAAAGGUGAGGGGUCUGACAAGCUAUUUACCCCCUGGUCAUGGGACACAUCAAAUGUAUCAGACAUUGAAAGAGACAAAGAUGGAAGUGAUGAAAAUACUAAGAAAGUUCUAGAUUCCUUUGAUCUUGGAGGAGUAACAUCAAAGAGAGAUCUGGUACUCGUUCAGUUUGUCUGUUCUUUCAUGUCUCAAAGAGGAGCCUAUGUUCUGUCAGCAGGUAACUUCAUUCAUUCAUAUUUUUUACAUCACGCCCACCAAGCCUUCUUCCCUUAACCCUUUUGUGUGUGU
This is a messenger RNA of Octopus bimaculoides (California two-spot octopus), 1144 nucleotides long. RefSeq names its product hexokinase-2. Gene Ontology annotation, biological process: carbohydrate phosphorylation; intracellular glucose homeostasis; glycolytic process. NCBI's taxonomy places the organism in Eukaryota, Metazoa, Mollusca, Cephalopoda, Octopoda, Octopodidae. Gene Ontology annotation, molecular function: ATP binding; glucokinase activity; fructokinase activity. Gene Ontology annotation, cellular component: mitochondrion; cytosol. The record is from RefSeq and is a predicted model, not a curated record.